GCUCCGAUCAUCGUUGUAUAGCUGAUAAUUUGUGUGCCGCCUAGUGCCUGAGAGGUGUGUCUGUUUUUAGCAAAAUGGCUCUUCUGCGACUUGUUGCUACCGAGUGCCGCAAUGUACUGCAGCGCGGCUACAGCACCGCCUCCGUGCCGACCACGAAGAUGUUCAUCGAUGGCAAGUUCGUCGAGUCCAAGACGAACGAUUGGAUCGAUCUGCACGAUCCGGCCACGAACGAGGUGGUAACGCGCGUCCCCAAGUGCACUCAGGACGAAAUGCAAACUGCGGUGGAAUCGUCCAAGAAGGCAUUCAAGACCUGGCGCCAGUCGUCGAUCCUAAGCAGACAGCAGGUCAUGUUCAAGCUGCAGCACAUUAUCCGCAACAACAUGUCGGAGCUGGCGAAAAACAUCACCAAGGAGCAGGGCAAAACGCUGAUCGAUGCCGAGGGAGACGUUCUUCGUGGACUGCAGGUCGUCGAGCACUGCUGCAGCAUUACGUCCCUGCAGAUGGGUGAAACCGUGCCCAACAUUGCGAAGGACAUGGACACGUACUCGUACACCCUGCCGCUCGGUGUGACGGCCGGCAUUGCACCGUUUAACUUCCCGGCCAUGAUUCCGCUAUGGAUGUUCCCGGUGGCGAUCACGUGCGGCAAUACGAGCAUCAUCAAACCCUCGGAACGUGUGCCUGGCGCAACGAUGCUAUUGAUGGAGAUGCUCAACGAAGCGGGCUGUCCGCCCGGUGUCGUGAACGUGAUCCACGGUGCACACGAUGCGGUCAACUUUAUCUGUGACAAUCCGGACAUAAGGGCCGUUUCGUUUGUCGGAUCAGAUCAGGCUGGCAAGUACAUUUACGAGCGUGCGGGCCGCAAUGGCAAGCGCGUGCAGGCGAACAUGGGUGCGAAGAACCACGGUGUCAUUAUGGCGGACGCUAACAAGGAAAACACACUCAAUCAGCUGGCUGGUGCCGCAUUCGGUGCUGCCGGACAGCGCUGUAUGGCCCUCUCGACCGCGGUGUUUGUGGGUGAGGCACGAAACUGGAUUCCCGAUCUGGUGGAGCGUGCACGCAAACUGAAGGUUAAUGCUGGUCACGUACCCGGAACGGAUCUUGGACCGGUUAUCUCGCCACAGUCGAAGCAGCGCAUCCACGAGCUGGUCGAGUCAGGCGUAAAGGAGGGCGCCAAAAUCGUGCUCGACGGGCGGGACAUUAAGGUGGAUAAGUUUGAGAAGGGUAACUUUGUCGGACCGACCAUCAUUAGCGAGGUGAAGCCUAGCAUGAAGUGCUACACGGAGGAAAUCUUCGGUCCGGUGCUGGUUUGUCUGUCGGUUGACACGAUCGAUGAAGCGAUCGAGCUGAUCAACAGCAACCCGUACGGUAAUGGAACGGCCAUCUUUACCACGAACGGUGCCACGGCCCGUAAGUUUGUCAAUGAGAUCGAUGUGGGACAGGUCGGUGUGAACGUACCGAUUCCGGUGCCGCUACCGAUGUUCUCCUUCACGGGCAGCCGAGGCAGCUUCCUGGGCGAUUGCCAUUUCUACGGCAAGCAGGGCAUCAAGUUCUACACGCAGACGAAAACGGUCACGCAGCUGUGGCGUGAGGGCGAUGUGAGCCACACCAAGGCAGCCGUUGCUAUGCCAACGAUGAAGUAAGCAUAACACACGUGCGUGUACGUGUGAGUGUGUG
Messenger RNA from Anopheles maculipalpis, 1674 nucleotides. Its product is annotated as probable methylmalonate-semialdehyde dehydrogenase [acylating], mitochondrial. Gene Ontology annotation, cellular component: mitochondrion. Lineage: Eukaryota; Metazoa; Arthropoda; Insecta; Diptera; Culicidae. The transcript is spliced from 4 exons. Gene Ontology annotation, molecular function: methylmalonate-semialdehyde dehydrogenase (acylating, NAD+) activity; malonate-semialdehyde dehydrogenase (acetylating, [NAD(P)+]) activity. Bases 75 to 1640 code for a protein of 521 amino acids. The record is from RefSeq and is a predicted model, not a curated record. Gene Ontology annotation, biological process: thymine catabolic process; L-valine catabolic process.